Molecule: messenger RNA, 623 nt
Organism: Pecten maximus
Lineage: Eukaryota; Metazoa; Mollusca; Bivalvia; Pectinida; Pectinidae
Exons: 5
Coding region: 1-597 (198 amino acids)
Source: RefSeq, a predicted model, not a curated record
AUGUCGGUGUCACUCUGGUUUCUAGGCGUUCUGGCGACCCUGAUUGCGGUAGGGGGCAAUGGUCUAUUACCCAACACGUGUAAAUUCCCAGGUGUAAAGAAGUUUGAUAUUGGUUUUGAAAAAGUAACCAACAAGGACAACAUCAAGCUGUCAAAGCGUCAGAGAUCUAUGCAAAACCCAGCAGCUAGCCGUAAAAAGUAUCGUGGAGAGAUAUGGGAAGGCACGCGAGCAUCACUAAGCUGUGGGGGAUGGCUGAAACAGCAGGUUGGAUCACCAUUCUUGCGUCUAUGUAACGAGAGACGGACAUUUACACAGACAGGAAAUUACGUCAUUUUUAACUCAAGAUUCUGUUUAGUGUCCCGUCCAUUCAACAGUUUCAAAUAUCCAUCGGUGGAAUGUAUUAACGACGAGUGUAAGAAUGUGUGGAUUCGGCCAGGUGAAGCGUACAGGUGUGUACCAGGAGGCACACGAGAAUACGGGGUACCCGUCUACUGCAUUAACAAAGGCAAGUCUGCAUGGUACACAAUGCCCCUCAAGGUCAACACGUGCUGCGUUUGUCGUCACUUCGUCUGUCCGAAACUCCUCCAUCAUGCCUAACCAUGUUAGUAAAGCUAUCAAACUUA